Myzus persicae (green peach aphid) is the source of this 1639-nucleotide messenger RNA. RefSeq lists its product as uncharacterized. The transcript has 4 exons. The record is from RefSeq and is a predicted model, not a curated record. NCBI's taxonomy places the organism in Eukaryota, Metazoa, Arthropoda, Insecta, Hemiptera, Aphididae. Bases 417 to 965 code for a protein of 182 amino acids.
GACUCCAUAGUGCAGGCUCAAUAUUAGAAUUUGGAGAUAAUGGUUUAAAUCGGAUUCAAAAUUUUUCGGCCUCAGUUUUUAUGGUAAAAAAGGCAUGACAAAAACUAUAAGCAGCCAAUUUCAUAUACAUUUUGUAAUAGUACCACAAAUAAAUUUGUUUUGGCAAACCAAAUUAAAACGUCAUUCAAGCUAUAACUUCUACUGGUCUAAAAGCCAUUGUCACCAUCUGCAAUCAAGGAGCUACCAAUACUGCUGUGAUUAAUGUAUUAAAAACAGAAAGAAAACAAUAUUAUUUGAGUAAAGAUCAAAACUAUGAUGAUAAUGAUAAUGGUUACAAAGUAAAGUAUGGGGCUGAAAGAAUUACAAUUAUUCACUUGUAUGAUCCACCUCAUCUACUUAAAGGUGUGUGGAAUAAUAUGUUAAAUAAAAACUUAGUUUUUACAAUAAAUGGCAAUGUAAAAGACGCUUGUUGGAAAGAUAUGAUUGAUUUGUUUGAGUUGGACAGUAAUAUUCAAGAAGUUAUAAUGUUACCCCGACUGACCAGACAACAUGUUAUUCCAACAGAAAUAAACAAAAUAAAAGUAAAAUUAGCUUGCCAAGUAUUAAGCCAGAGAGUCGCAGCUAUUUUGUACUUUUUAGCUUCUAAGAACAUAGAAAAUCAACGAUCUCAUGAUACAACCACGUUAUGUUGGUUCUUUGCCAAACUUUUUGAUUCAGUAAAUUGCAACUUUCACAAAGUUGUUGAUGGCAAAAUAUAUUGUAAUUCUGUAAAAAAUAAUUCUCCACACCACCAGCUAUGGAGAGAAUCAAUACAAGUAUCGGAAAGUAUGUACUUUAUCAACCCAGUCACCAAAGAAAAAUCAAUUCAACCACCAACAGUUAAAAAUUGGAUUAGAACUUUAAAAGGAUUUCAAGAUGUUGUCAAAAUUAUGAAUGAUAAUGGUGUAAAUUCCCUUUUGCUUUGAAAUUUGAAUCAAUACUCUUUAGAAAAUGUAUUUGGUGCUGUAAGAGGAUUGGGAUAUCUCAACAAUAAUCUAAGUUAUUCCAUGUUUGCGUCGUUAUAUACAACUCGUAUUACAUAAUUUGACGUCAUCUCAUUCACCAUGAUGAAACUGUUAAGAUUAUUUAGGUAGUAACUGUUUGACACCUAUCAAACAUCAUUAUUCAAUAUUUAUUUUGCUAAUGAAAAAUCACAAGCGGACCCUGAUGUUCUUGUUGAGGAAAUAGUCGCUGAUGGUUUAAAGAAGACAAAAAUUAAUUAUGAUGUAGAUAUGAUACAGUUGGAACAUCAAACCCAAAAACUAUAUCGCUGGUUACAUUAUUAAAAAACUGUUUAACGUUCAGUUUCUAGAAAAUUAUUAUCAAACCAAGCUUUCAUAUUAUUGAUACAUUAAUUUCGCUAAGUUUUACAAUAUUCAUCAAUAUUUUUGUGCUUAAUUAAAACCAACUUAUCACAAUCAGUAUUAAAAAUAAUAUUUCCUUUAGUGUUAAGUUUAAUAAAACCACUUGUGUAAAUAAGUUUACCUUCACAUCAGACGAAUUACUAAUAUAUUCUUCAAUUUUAAUGACUUACAAUCUAUUUGAAAUAUAUGAUAAAAAUAUAGAGAAAUACUACGAAAACCACAAAUCUAAUUUUUUA